AUGGUGCUAAAUUCGAAUACACAGCUCAAAGAUGGCCUCGUGAGCCAGGCAAAAACUGAAAGCAUAUCUAAAAGUAGACCUCCAGAUGAUAGACGCCAGCCCGAGAUGGCCACCAUAUAUGAUGACGACGAGCGGCUAUUGGCACGGAUAGGCUAUAAACAGGAACUAAGACGCGAAUUUUCAAAAUGGUCGACUAUUUCUUAUGCCAUUUCUAUUCUCGGGGUGUUGGGAUCAGUCCCAGCUACUUUCUCCUACCCCCUUGCAGCUGGAGGGCCCGGUGCCGCGGUCUGGUGCUGGUUCAUAGGAUCGUGCAUGGCAAUGUGCAUCGGCAGUUCUGUGGCCGAGCUGGUAUCUGCCUACCCAACGGCAGGUGGCAUGUAUUUUGUCACCAAGCAUGUAGUGCCCAAAGAUCAGGUUGCUAUCUUUGCAUGGGUGCAAGGAUGGUGCAAUCUGCUUGGUCAGACAGCCGGUGUAUCAAGCGUCGCAUACACUGUUAGCCAGAUGCUGCUAGCUUGUGUAAGCAUGAAUUCUUCAUAUCUAGGCGAGGGCGAAUACUCUUUUUCGCCGACUGCAGCACAGACAGUGCUCGUAUCGCUUGCUUUACUUUGUGUGAUGGGAGUAAUCUGUUCCCUUACGACCAAAACUUUGCAUCGAAUUGUCCUUUGGUUUGCACCAGUGAAUAUUCUAGCAACAAUUGGCAUAUGCAUUGCAAUCCUAGUCUUAACACCUGAAAAACAAUCCGCCAAAUGGGUUUUCACUAACGUGACGGACGGAUCGGGAUGGAGCUCGAAGUUUUUCUCGUUUCUUCUUGGAUUCUUGUCUGUGGCAUGGACGAUGACCGACUAUGACGGAACUACUCAUAUGUCAGAGGAGACCCACGACGCAGCAAUCCGAGGUCCAUUGGCUAUUCGUACCGCAGUUGUUGUGUCUGGGCUAUUCGGGUGGAUGCUUACCGUAUCCAUGUGCUUUUGCAUUGAUGAUUUGGAAAAUAUUCUAAACAGCCCUACUAAAAUGCCUGCAGCACAGAUUUUCCUCAAUGCUGGCGGUCAAACUGGAGGAACCGUGAUGUGGUUCUUUGUGAUCCUCGUUCAAUUCUUCACUGGAUGUUCUGCCAUGCUGGCUGAUACUCGCAUGGCAUACGCAUUUGCUCGGGACGAAGCCCUACCAUUUUCAAAGUUUCUGGCGAAAGUCAACAAGACAACGCACACACCGGUGAAUUCCGUCUGGUUCGUGGUAUUUUUCAGCGCCGCUCUCAACCUCAUUGCGAUUGGGUCGACCGAGACAGCAUCAGCUAUUUUCAACAUCACCGCUCCGGCGCUGGAUAUCUCGUAUAUCUCUGUUAUUCUAGCUCACCAGAUAUAUAGACAUCGCGUCAGGUUUAUAGAGGGACCGUUUACUCUUGGACGAUGGGGCAGGCCUAUCAACCUUAUCUCUAUUACAUGGGUUAUGUUCAUCAGCGUUGUACUAUUCUUUCCUCCCACGAGACCUGUUACAGCGACGAAUAUGAACUAUGCCGUUUGUGUGGCCGCGUUCAUUGCCGUCUUCUCACUAUCGUGGUGGUGGCUAUCAGCAAGGAGCAAGUACAUUGGCCCACGCACAAAAGAGAUCAUCGAGCCAAUCCCGCAUGACGAGUACGAUGAGCCAACAUUCGACCGCGAUCAACCGGAAGACCUUUGA
Molecule: messenger RNA, 1677 nt
Organism: Talaromyces atroroseus
Lineage: Eukaryota; Fungi; Ascomycota; Eurotiomycetes; Eurotiales; Trichocomaceae
Exons: 8
Coding region: 1-1677 (558 amino acids)
Biological process (GO): amino acid transport; transmembrane transport
Cellular component (GO): membrane
Molecular function (GO): transmembrane transporter activity
Source: RefSeq, a predicted model, not a curated record